This is a messenger RNA of Lepus europaeus (European hare), 3339 nucleotides long. It is a transcript of the gene SPEM3, whose product is annotated as SPEM family member 3. The coding region runs from base 1 to 3339 and encodes 1112 amino acids. The record is from RefSeq and is a predicted model, not a curated record. Lineage: Eukaryota; Metazoa; Chordata; Mammalia; Lagomorpha; Leporidae. Gene Ontology annotation, biological process: flagellated sperm motility; sperm individualization. Gene Ontology annotation, cellular component: cytoplasm. The transcript is spliced from 4 exons.
AUGGGUGAGCGAGCCCACCACGGAGCCCAAGUGUGUUCUGGCACCAACCCCAGAAAAUGCCAGGACUUAGGAGACUCAAUUCUUCUGAUUCUCGGCAGCUUCAUCUUGCUCAACGUGGGGAUCAAUGUGGUGACUCUGCUCUGGAAGCAUCUGAAGAGCUCCUUGCGGAUUCUUUUCCAUCAUUUUUUUCCCAAAGAUCCCAAGACCCUGUGCUCGAGAAUCUCCUCCCGCUUUCACCGGCGCCCGAGCUUCCUGCUGGGGCACAACGAACACCCUGACUCCUGGACGCCAGACACGAAUGAGGAGAAGGUUUCCAGGUUCUGGAUGCCGCCUCCCUGUGGACAUGCUGGGGCUCCAGAGGUUCCAUGGGCACAGUGGAAGGAGGGGAUGACGGGAGCUGGGGAGGCCCCCCAGGCCUCAGCCUUGAAGGCCCAAGCCUCCUCGCUCUCCAGGCCAGUAUCAUCUUCCCUGUUCCUGAAGAUGAGCAAAGUGGACAUGGUUCCGCUCCGCUUGCCUCAAGAGAGCAAGACGAAGGCCCAUGCGCCAACCCAGUCCCAUUCCCAUUUCACAACGAACACCCCCAGCCAUACUCAGACUCACUCUCUAGCCCACAUUCCUGAGCAAACCCACUCCCAGACCCAGGGCCUUGAGCACACUGCGGCCUCCACCCCUGCCGAAGCCCCACCCCUGCCCCCGACCCCUCCGCCACCCCCCGACCCAGGCCACAACACUGCAGCCCCUAUCCCAGCCCAGGCCCCAGCCUCGGACCAGAGUCCUAAUCGUAGCCACUCCCAGGCCCACAGCCCCGCGCACACCUCAGUCCAGUCCUCCUUCAGGGCCCCUGCAAAAACCUUGGCUCACUCUCAGGGCCACAACCCAGCCCACACCUCAGCCCAGGCGUGGACUGACUCCCAGGCUCCUGGCCCUGAGCACACAUCAGCCCAGGCCCCAGAAGGCACCACAGCCCAUUCUCAACAAGUCCACACUUACAGCCACACCCCACUCGCUGCCCCAGCCUCGGCUUCAGCCCUUCCCCCAAAGCUUGCCCCAGCCACGAUGCCCAUCCCCACUCCUCCACAACCAGUCCCCGUCCCCAUCUGUGGCCCAGCCUCUGCUCCGUCACUGGUCGUGGCCCUGACUACCACUUCAGUGCCUCCUCCUAUCCCUGCCACCGCCCACACUCCUGUUCUGAGUCCUGUUCCCUCUGCCCUGCCUGCCUUCAACCACGGCCUCUCGACUGGCCACGUGGUCUAUGAUGCCCGCAGAGUGAAGCAGAACAUCUUCCAUAUGUGCACCCCCCAGAACUCUGGGUGUCCCAGAAAGGACUUGAGUAUCUUCUCCAGGUCCCAAGAUGGGCAGGGCCUGGUGAGUCCGGGGGUAUCCGAGCAAACAUUAAAGCCACGCAGUGGGGAUUGUGCCAAGCCUCCUUCAGCACCCAUCCUGGGCUACCUGGAGUUGGGGAAUAUGGAAUGGAAGGUCUCAGACGAUGCCAAAGACAAGUUCUCCCAGCCCAAGAAAUUCUCUUACUGCAGCUUCCAACCUUGCAAUUCGGAGAGGAAGAGCUCCCAGGCUCCAGUCUACCCCAAGUUCCUGGUCUACUCUCAGGAUGCUGCAUCCUCUAAACCUUGCUUCCACUCUCCAACUGCUACACAGAACUCACUGUCUGCCCUUCCUCCGCCCUGCACGCUCUCCUUGCCGCUCGUUCCUCCCAGAACCUACGUGGUCGCAACCAACCAUCAGAAGCCCUCCACCUUAAUUCAAACCCACACCCUUUUCUCGGCCUCCAAGCUGCCUCAGUCUAUCCCACCUUGCCAAUUCCCCAUCCCUCCUCUGUUCUCCACCACUUCCCAACCCCUCGUCCAACCCCAACAACCCGAGCUUCAUGAGAGUCUCGGCCUCAUCCAAGACUCUGGCCUCCAAAUGACCUCAAGCCCUUCCCAAGACACGAGACUGCCUAAGAAUCCAGGAGCUGUCCAAUAUCCUGGCCCCCAGAACAACGCAGGUCCUACUCAAGAUGCCGGUGUCUUUAGGAACCCGUGUCUCACCCAGCCCUCUGGCCUCCAUAAGAAUCAACCAUUUACCCAAACUUCUGAGCUUCAGAGUGCAGGCUUUGUGCAAGACGCCAGCCUCUAUAGGAAUCAUGAACUAAACCGAGACGUGAUAGUCUGCAAAAGUCAAGAUCUCUCCCAAGCAACUGACCUCCAGAAGAUCCCAGACACUUCUCAAGUUUCUGGAGGUUAUCAGAAUACAGGCAACGUCCAAAAUCCAGAAGUCUACAGGAGCUUGGGCCUCACUCAAGAGUCUGGACCACAGAAGAGUCCAUAUCUUGCCCAAGACCCUGAAGUCAACCACUCCUCGGGCCUUCCCCAGGAAUCUAGUCUCAAGAGUCCAGGCCUCGUCCAAACCUCUGGCCUCCAGAAGGGCCCAGACUCGGGAGACUAUAAGAAUCCAGGUGUUACCCAAGAUCCUGGAGUCCGAAGGGACCCAGGCCUUUCGGAAGACUCAGGACUCCGUAAGAAUCCGGGUCUUACACAAGUCACUGAAGUUGACAGAAGAUUUAACCUUGCCCAAGAUGCCGGAAUUUACAGGAGCCCAGAACACAGCCAAGACCCUAACCUCCACAAGUACCCAGGAAUUAAUCAAGAGCCUGGCCCCCAGAAGGCCCCAGCCCUUACCCAAGACCCUGUAAUCUCCCAGAUUCCAGACUUUACCCAAAAUGCUGGCCUCCACAACGAUUUGAGCCUUAACUCAGAUCCUUGCCUCCACAAGAACCCAAGAGUUGCUCUAGGUACCGAGUCCGUCCAAGUCUUGGAUGCACAUCAGACCCCAAAGCCAACACUCCCAACGAGGAAGUCACUGAGACCUGAGAAGGCUCCCCAGGAGAAUGCAGAGCAACACAUAUCCUGGACUUCUGUUCCCAUCAACCAAACCCCUUGUCCUUCCAAAGCCCAGCUGGUCUCUACUGACAUGCAAACCUUCUCAGAAGUGCCCGUACUAAUUGAACUUCAGCCAUCCUCCCGGCGGGUAGGCAGCCAAGACUGGGUAUACCGCCCUGUGGACACAGUUCCUUCAGCCUGCCAGAACUACCGCCAGAUGUCUAUGCCUCCCAAAAUCAACUGGAAGUCCCACUGCCCGGGACCAGGUCCCCGGGCAGGGCAUGUGGUCUUUGAUGCCCGCCAGAGACAGUUAGCAGUGGGCAGGGACAAGUGUGAAGCUCUGUCUCCCAGGCGCCUUCGCCAAGAGGCACCCAGCAACUCAGGGGAGACCAUCAGGGAGUGGGGAUAUCAGAAUGUGAUGAGGACCUUAGACAAAGAGGGGUUCAAAGUGCAUCAAGAAUAA